This is a messenger RNA of Amblyraja radiata (thorny skate), 1596 nucleotides long. Its product is annotated as caltractin-like. Gene Ontology annotation, cellular component: myosin II complex. Gene Ontology annotation, molecular function: calcium ion binding. The record is from RefSeq and is a predicted model, not a curated record. The transcript has 5 exons. Bases 47 to 724 code for a protein of 225 amino acids. NCBI's taxonomy places the organism in Eukaryota, Metazoa, Chordata, Chondrichthyes, Rajiformes, Rajidae.
GUGCUGCACUGGGCAACAUAGCACGGUUUGCUGUAAAGCUGGGGAAAUGCCUUCAAAGAAAAAGAAGAUUGUGAAGAAAAAGAAGAAAACACUUACUGGGAAAGAGUCUAAAAAACCUUCGGAAAGUUAUAAUUGUCCUCUUGACUCCAUUGCACCAGAAAAUGUUCCUCCACCCAUCCCACUGGGGGAGAAGUUGCUCGCUUUUCUUCAAGAGUGGAAAGAAGAACAACAAGAGAUGGCUUGUGGAGAUUUAUCCUGCAAAAUCCAGCAGGAAUUGACACCCCAGGACAUCAGGGAUCUCAGGGUCGUGUUUAACAACUCCGACACAAAUAAAGUGGGGUAUCUUAAUGCAACCGAUGUUCACUCGGCCCUCCGUACCCUUGGUUUUGGUGUCAAUCAGGAGGAACUGGGCACAACGCUGAGAAGUUUGGGGCCAUUAAAAAAAGAGAAUGUGAGUUUCCGUGAGUUCCUCCAGAUUGUUAUAGAGCAUCAGGGAGAAGCAAGAGAUACCCUUGAGGAGAUUAAACAGGGAUUUGAUCUCUUUGAUUGCGACAGUGAUGGGAAGAUCACUUUUGACAAUCUCAAGGAGGCCUGUAAGUCUGCUGGUGUCUACUUCUCCCACCAGGAAUUACGGGAGAUGAUCAGAGAAGUGGAUACAGAUGGAGAUGGCACAGUGGACAUGGAAGAGUUUAUUGAUCUCAUGCUGCAAACAAGCCUGUUCUAACUGAUCACAUUCCCCUGGACGUUUCCAAUCUGUAGGCACCUUCAUUCCUAAUCCAUAUCUCAAGUAUUUGAUUUUUCCAUCCUGGGAAAAGGUUCUGACUGUCUACCCUACCUUGUCUCAUAAUUGUAUAAACGUCUAUCAAAUCACCAACGCAACACCAACACAAAUCAAUAUCAAAAAACCACCAUCUCUGCAUCUGGUCCAGACCAUCUCUUUGUUGGAAUCCACAGCCAACAUAGAACACAGAUCAUAGAACAGUAGAGCACAAGAACAGGCCCUUCAGCCCACAAAGUCCAUGCUGAAUAUGAUCCAAGUCAAACUAAUCUCCUCCGUCGGCACAUAAUAUUUUCCCUUUUAUUUUCAGAGAAAGAUCCAGUUCCCCUUCUUCCACUCAGCUGCUCAAGGUUUAGCUACAAGGGGUGUGUGCACAGGGAUGCCUGGCCUGUAUGACGUUUUGUCAUUGAGCGCUUUGUGCUGUUUUGUGCCCUGUUAUUUUCUAUGAAUAUCACCUUGUAUAUCCCUUACAGUUUCCUAGUACUCCAUCUCUGGUGCUGAGCUUGUAGAUGACUCGUUUCUGCUGGUAGAAACAGUAUCAGAUUGAAAUGAAGGUCCUUCCCUCAUGAUCAUUGAAAGUUUGCCUCAGCAAGCAAAGUCAGGAUUGCAUUUCUGAUUCACAAGGGCAGAUUGAAGUAUCUGGGGAGGUGCUUGUCAGAGUGGGACCAAAGGUGUCUGGGAAAAGGAUUGAAGAGUCUCUCAUCACCAACUCUUCAAUCCUUUUGUCUCACACCUUCUGUCUUUUCAUCUCUAGCCUUUAUCCAACGAUCUUUCUAUCAAGUAACCCUCCUCCCCUGUGUCUACCUAUUACCUGCCAA